This is a messenger RNA of Neocloeon triangulifer, 635 nucleotides long. RefSeq names its product large ribosomal subunit protein eL21 (gene RpL21). The record is from RefSeq and is a predicted model, not a curated record. Bases 128 to 607 code for a protein of 159 amino acids. NCBI's taxonomy places the organism in Eukaryota, Metazoa, Arthropoda, Insecta, Ephemeroptera, Baetidae. Gene Ontology annotation, biological process: translation. Gene Ontology annotation, molecular function: structural constituent of ribosome. The transcript has 5 exons. Gene Ontology annotation, cellular component: ribosome; cytosolic large ribosomal subunit.
UGACGUCAUAUUUUUUUCUGCAAAAUAGCUAUGCUGUUGGCAACAUUGAAGUAGCGUUUCUGAUUUCGGCCAUUUACAUCCGGUCCGGUCUUCAAUCUGCUGAAGUUGUUUCCAGCAGGUUUCAAAGAUGACCAACUCCAAGGGAUACAGGCGGGGUACCCGCGACAUGUUCUCGCGGCCCUUCAGAAAGCAUGGUGUCAUCCCCCUGUCUACAUACAUGAAAGUGUACAGAGUCGGAGACAUUGUUGACAUCAAGGGUCAUGGUGCAGUCCAAAAGGGUAUGCCCUACAAGGUUUAUCACGGAAAGACUGGCCGUGUUUACAACGUCACUCAACACGCUCUUGGUGUCAUUGUCAACAAGAGGGUGCGCGGUAGAAUCAUUCCCAAGAGGAUUAAUAUCCGUAUUGAGCACGUCAAGCAUUCGAAAUGCAGAGAAGAUUUCUUGAGGCGCGUCAAGGAGAAUGAACUCAAGCGCAAGGAGGCCAAGGAAAAGGGAGUCAAGUGUGACCUCAGGAGACAGCCUGCCCAGCCUAGGAAAGCACACAUUGUCAGCGGCAAAGUGGAACCUGUGAUGCUGGCACCCAUCCCUUACGAGUUCAUUGCUUAAUUCUAAUAAAGUAUCUCCUUAUUGUGUA